Messenger RNA from Caenorhabditis briggsae, 1416 nucleotides. The coding region runs from base 1 to 1416 and encodes 471 amino acids. The transcript has 4 exons. Lineage: Eukaryota; Metazoa; Nematoda; Chromadorea; Rhabditida; Rhabditidae. The record is from RefSeq and is a predicted model, not a curated record.
AUGUCGUCGCCACCACCUAUUUCUGAUACAACUGCGGUGGAAUUCGCUCAACCUGAACAUCCAGAUGACCCGUUUUCUGCGAAGACGUCGCUAGAUGCUCCAGAAGAAAGUGUCGUUGAAAAAAAAGAAUCUGAUGCUGGAGACGCUACUGAAGAAACCAACGCUGAUGAAGUAGCGGUAAAAGAGCUAGAAGUUGUUGAGUCUGCGGAAUCGGAGGAUAAGGCAGAGGAGAAACCUGAGGAGAAACCAGAAGAGGAUAAGCCUGAUGAAGCCAUGGGAGAUGCUGAAGACGUUGUGAAAGCUGAUGCAAAUGAGGAGAAGAAAAAUGAGCCGGUUGAGAAUGAGAAGGCUGAGGAGGAUAAGGUUGAAGAGGCUAAGAAAGAUGAAGAAGUUGAAGAGAAGAAGGAUGAUGAACAGCCUGAAGACGUGGCGAAUGUUGAGCAGGAGAAAGUUGAUGGCGUGGCAGCAGAUGAGAAGGUGGAUGCUGAUAAGAAGACUGAAAAUACCGAAGAUGUCGUCGAAACUGAUGAAGACAAACCGGUUGAAGAGCCAAAAGAGGUGGAGAAGAAGGAUGAGAAGGAUGAGACUGAAAGUGAUAAGAAGGAAGAAGCAAAGCAAAUGGAGACUGAUGAAAAGACUGUUGAAGCUGAGAAAACUGAUGAAGUCAAGGAAGGAGAUGUUGUUGAAAAGGACACAGACGUCGACAAAGCUGGCGAGGAGGCUGAAGCAGAAAAGAAGGACCAAGAAGUUGAGGAUGCUAACACGGAGGAAGUAGAAGCCAUGGAGACUGAUGAGAAGCCCGUUAAAGAGGUGAAUGCUGAUGGAAAGAAAGAUGUCGAGCAGGAAAAGAAAGAGGACGUUGAAACCGACGAGAAGAAAUCUGAAGUAGCAGAGACCAAGACGGAGGAGGGAGCUAAAGUUGAUGUCAAGGAUGAUACCAAGGAUAAGAAAAUCGAAGAGGCUGCUGAGGAGAAAAAUGCCAAAUUAUCCGAAAACAAGAAAAGAGAAGCUCCUGAGCCAAUGGAGGUUGACGACAAGGAUCAACCAGGAACUUCUGGAGAGCCAUCAGCAAAACGCAUGAAAUCAGAGGAGCCACCACAGGAGCCAAUCGUGCUGGAGCAUGCAGCGAAUCUUGUCAAAAUGGAAGCUGACGGCACCCUCCGAUCCUUCACAAAAUUCCUCGACGACUUGAAUCUGAUGACCAAAGCCAACGCUCCAGAGACUUCUAGUUAUGUACAGGCCAUUUUGACAAAGAAACACAACUGGUUCGUGGAUCUCAUCGAUAAUUAUCGCAAGAGAGUCAACACUGGACGCAACAAGGAGGAGUUGCAGAAAACUCUUGACGACAUCUCUCUUAGUCUUCGCAAAGCUCGCCGAUCUCAAGAAAUCAUUGAAAUGCUUGGAUGCGCCUUUUGA